AUGACACAUCCAAAAGCAUUAAUGGAUGAUAGCAUCGAGAAUGGACAAGAGUUUUUUUGUACCAAAGUCGAUACAAUGGAAAACUCAAAUAAGACUGGAAAUACUAUCCUUGAUCCUUUAAAACGUACAAAAUCAUUCUAUAACAGCGAAUUUAUUAGAUCUAACUUCUGCCCUUUAAAAUUGAGUAGAAGUGAUAUUAAAAAUCUGUCGAGUGACUUUCCAGACCAGACACUUGGUGGACACAGGAUUUACCGGGAAGAGUUAAUAGAUGGAAAGCUUGCAAAGGUAUAUGAGUAUAAAGUCAAAAUAAUCAAGUACGACAACGAGUACUUGAAAGUAGAGAAAAAAGUCGGCGAUGAAUUUGUACAGCCAUUAAUAAUAAUUGAGAACAAUUUGAUAGUUCCGUUUAAUCAAAACUUAGCCAUACAAAGGAAGAUUGAUGUGUCACAAGAUCAUCCUUUAAAUGCUCUUAGCGAUAUAGGGCAGUUGCCGAUUAAAAGAGGUAGACCCAGAAAGUACCCUGUUGGUAAAGAGCCGUAUAAAAAGAAAAAAUAUCCUGAAAGAAACUAUGAAAUCAUUCCAGAGUCUGACAAUCUCAGAUAUCAAGACGAUUAUUCUAUCAAAGAAUUUGAUGCACUACCUUUUACGUUUUCUAAUGACUAUCACAGACAACCUCGCUCUCCAAGUCCCUAUACAAACGAGUACUAUGACUUUCAAACUGGCCAACCAGUUAAAAUAACUGGGUCCGAAAAAUCAAGUGAACAGAGUAGCAUUUUUGAAAUCGAUGACCAUUUUAAGGACCUCUUAUCGCAGCAGCACAUUCCAAAAACCUAUGCGCAAAAAGGAAAGGAGAGCCCAAAUGAAUUGACAGAUUCCUAUUCGAGAGACUACUUUUAA
Molecule: messenger RNA, 897 nt
Organism: Vittaforma corneae ATCC 50505
Lineage: Eukaryota; Fungi; Microsporidia; Nosematidae
Exons: 1
Coding region: 1-897 (298 amino acids)
Source: RefSeq, a predicted model, not a curated record